Molecule: messenger RNA, 1722 nt
Organism: Diatraea saccharalis (sugarcane borer)
Lineage: Eukaryota; Metazoa; Arthropoda; Insecta; Lepidoptera; Crambidae
Source: the annotation of a GenBank genome assembly
ACAAAAACAAGUUGAUAUCGUUCGAGGCAGGACGCUUCAUAAUUCGUCUACAAACUCUAUACGAUUAUUUUAUCACGAAAUUAGCGUUUUGUUAGUUUCGUACAACAAUUAAAAUUUACAGAAGCUUUUAGGUGCAACAAUGAAGUGGCUUGUGGUAGGGCUCAGUCUGUUGGCGGCGGUUGGCGCAGUUUCCUUCUUCGACCUCGUCAAAGAAGAAUGGAACGCAUAUAAGUUGGAACACGAUAAAAAGUACGACAGCGACAUAGAGGACAGGUUCCGCAUGAAGAUCUACGCUGAGAAUAAGCACCGCAUAGCGAAGCACAACCAGCUCUACCAGAAGGGGCAGGUCACCUUCAAGCUGCAGCAAAACAAGUAUGGCGACAUGCUGCACCACGAGUUCGUGCACAUCAUGAAUGGAUUCAAUAGGACUUCCAAACACAACAAGGGCCUGUACAAGGGCGCGGAGUCGCGCGGCGCCACGUUCAUCCCGCCGGCGCACGCGCAGCUGCCGGAGCAGGUGGACUGGCGCAAGUUGGGCGCCGUCACCGAGAUCAAGGACCAGGGCAAGUGCGGCUCCUGCUGGUCCUUCAGCACGACUGGCGCGCUGGAGGGGCAGCACUUCCGCAAGAGCGGGUACCUGGUGUCGCUGUCCGAGCAGAACCUGAUCGACUGCUCCUCCUCGUACGGCAACAACGGCUGCAACGGCGGGCUCAUGGACAACGCGUUCAAGUAUAUCCGCGACAACCACGGCAUCGACACUGAGAACACGUACCCGUACGAGGGCGUCGACGACAAGUGCCGGUACAACCCGGCCAACACCGGCGCCGAGGACGUCGGCUUCGUGGACAUCGAGGCCGGCGACGAGGAGCAGCUGCGCCAGGCCGUGGCCACCGUCGGGCCCGUGGCCGUGGCCAUCGACGCCUCGCAGGAGUCCUUCCAGUUCUACUCCACCGGCGUCUACUACGACGUGAACUGCUCCUCCGAGAACCUCGACCACGGGGUGCUGGUGGUCGGCUACGGCACGGACGAGACCGGCGGCGACUACUGGCUGGUGAAGAACUCGUGGGGCCGCUCGUGGGGGGACCUCGGCUACAUCAAGAUGGCGCGCAACCGCGGCAACCACUGCGGCAUCGCCUCCGCCGCCUCAUACCCGCUCGUGUAAUAUACCACCAUAAUAUACCGCCAUCAAACCUCGCCCGAACAAACAGCAAUCCGGUCAAUUUGCGACAGUUUAAAAUGGUCGAGGUGGCGUUUACAUUGGUACGUUUUGCCGCGGCCGCUUUAUAAUGAACUUCGUCGGGAUCGUUAAAUGAAACUAGAACUCGAACUCGAAUUUCGAGAUUGAUUCGUGACGUUGGCGAAUGUUUGUUUGCAAGAUUCGCGGCACUCGUUUAUGUUAUUAUCGUAAAGUAUUUCUCGCUCAUAAUGAACUUCAUGAUCUUUCGGUUAUAGUGAUAUUCUGCAUAUUAUCAUAUUCACGUUCAUAUUAUUCUUUGUAUUGACGUUUAUAUCGGCGAAAUGAUUUAUUUAAAUAAUAAGUAUAUAGAUAACGACGUUAACAUAAUUCGGUCAACAUUCCAUCUCUACAUCGAUCUGUGGAUUUUUUACUAUUAAUUUUAUAAGCAUAAAACUCGACACUGUUUGUUUAAACUCGUGUGAUAGUAGUUUAAUUCUAAGUAAGUGUAUUUUUAAGAUAAAACAAUAAAGAUAUUUGUUAUUUUA